Molecule: messenger RNA, 1826 nt
Organism: Cuculus canorus (common cuckoo)
Lineage: Eukaryota; Metazoa; Chordata; Aves; Cuculiformes; Cuculidae
Gene: LECT2
Product: leukocyte cell derived chemotaxin 2
Exons: 7
Coding region: 56-1024 (322 amino acids)
Source: RefSeq, a predicted model, not a curated record
GCUACUUCUAAACGUCUUUGAUUUGAUCAAAGAACACCGCUGAAGCAGCCACAAAAUGUCAGCUCUCAGUCUGGUCGCUCUGGUCAGCCUGGUGUCCACUGUUUUUGGCAAAGAGUUGGACGCUCACCCACCCCAACAGCAACACAGACACUGGGCACAGAUCUGCAGCGGGAAUCCCACCAACAAAAUCCGGGGCUGCGAUAGAUACGGCUGUGGCCAGUUCGGCGCUGACAGGGACAGUGGUAAAGGCAGGCAUAAAAAACAUGAGGGCGUGGAUGUCAUCUGUGCCGACGGAGCGACAGUGUACGCUCCUUUUAGCGGCCAGCUCUCCGGACCUGUUAGAUUCUUUCAUAACGGGAAUGCCAUCGACGAUGGAGUCCAGAUCAGGGGAUCAGGUUUCUGUGUAAAGCUCGUCUGUAUUCACCCCAUCCGAUACCACGGCCAAAUCGAGAGAGGGCAACAGCUCGGGAGAAUGCUGCCAAUGCAAAAAGUAUUUCCUGGCAUUAUCUCUCACAUCCACGUUGAGAACUGUGACCACUCUGAUCCUACUCAUCUACUUACGCCUGCUGUUCUGCCACUGCCACAACAAGACAGUCGCUGGGCAGUAGUAUGCUCUGGGAAUCCUACAAACGAGAUAAGAGGCUGUGACAGAUACGGCUGCGGAUACUACGGAGCUCCAAGACAAAACGGUAAAGGAAAGCACAAAGGUGUGGAUGUCAUUUGUGCUGAUGGAGCAACUGUGUAUGCUCCCUUUUCUGGCAAGCUCUCUGGACCCAUUAAAUUCUUCCACAACGGAAAUGCCAUUGAUGACGGAGUCCAAAUUGAGGGAGAAGGUUCCUGUGUAAAACUACUCUGCAUCCAUCCCAUCAGAUACAACGGUAGAAUUUCCAAGGGACAAGUCCUUGGGAGAAUGCUGCCAAUGCAAAGAGUAUUUCCUGGAAUCACAUCUCAUAUUCACGUUGAGAACUGUGAUCGCUCAGAUCCUACUGGCAAUCUUGAAAGGGGGAAAUGGCGCAAAGAGUGAAAUGGAAAUGUAGUAAACUCCAAAUAAAUUCAUCUCAGCAUCCAAAAGUUGUUUUUUCUUCUCUCGCACAACAGUUUAUACUGGUACUGAUUCAAUACUUUCAGCCUUACAUAAUAUUGCAAGAUGCUAACAUUAUAAGGCCACUGUUUUAUAAGUACCUGUAACUGUUGUGGAUUGUCUACCUUAAGCCAAUUAACAAACUUUACUACCCCUUGGCUCAAGAUUACUUUAGAUUGUGAAGGAAUUUAGAGGAAAACUAGAGGGAAAUUUAUUGAAAUACUUCACAGGCCAUGAAGAGAAACAGCGUUUCCAUUGGAUGGCAAAAGGGACUCCACACAAGGAAGGAAGUUUUAAGCUUUAGUUGGAAUAUGCAUUUAAAAGGGAAUCAGAAAAUUAGCAAUGACAAAUUAUAAACUUUCUCAAGGAGUCUGCAAAGUCAUCAAGCCUGGAGGCUGGCUCACCCACCCCCUCAUGUGGUGGAAAAAAAAUGCACUACUGUUAGCUUCUCACUGGAACUCCUACGUUUUAGCAGCCUUACAAAUCUCUUUAGCAUAUGAGGUGAAAAAUUCUGCACCCCAUUUGGAGGAUUUUAGUUACUCUUACAAACUGCAUCAUCGCCUUACGUGCUUUAGAGACAGGGUUUUAAAAAGUGUCUUCAGGGCAGCGAAACCAGGAAAAGCCAUUAAAACAGACAAAAUUUGCCUCAGCUACCACAUGCAGAGCUUGAGCACAAGCUCCUCAAGGGACAGUGGGAAGUAAAAGGAGCAGGCAGAUGCCUUCAGGCUGUUGCCAAGUGCAAUAC